AUUAUUAUACAUUUCCAUCGAUUAAUUAUUUUAUUUUGAACGACAUUUUAACCUAACCAUCUUAAUUAUUUUUUUUUAAUUGUGGGGUUUUUUUUCUGUUCCCCAGUCAGCUCCAGCUCUAUGAGAGUCGGUCACAUGCUUCCUUGUCAGAGUGGAUACGUUCUCUGAGCUGCGUCUCAUGUGUACUGCGCAUGCGUGAAGAUGUCGCGCAUGCGUGCUGCACACCGGACAGGGACGCAGCAGCUCUUGCAGUGACAGGCAGGCGCUCCUCGUUUCGUGUCCAGCUGCUGGACAGGCGAAAGCUUUUUCACCGGAAGUCCAGCCUUGUGUGGCUGUCACGCUUUUACAGCUGGGGUUUGGUCCAGUAUGGCGGCAGACGGAUGGAAAUACUGAUGACAGUCCGAAAGAUCGCCUCGAUAUGUACGAUGGGCGCCAAUGCCUCAGCUUUGGAGAAGGAGAUUGGACCAGAACAGUUCCCCGUAAAUGAACACUAUUUUGGUCUGGUUAAUUUUGGCAACACCUGCUACUGUAACUCAGUGCUGCAGGCUCUGUAUUUCUGCCGGCCGUUCCGGGAGAAAGUGCUGGCCUACAAGGUGCAGCCACGGCGCAAAGAGAGCCUUCUGACCUGCCUGGCAGAUCUCUUCAACAGCAUUGCUACUCAGAAGAAGAAAGUGGGAGUCAUCCCUCCUAAGAAGUUCAUCUCACGGCUGAGGAAGGAAAAUGAGUUGUUCGACAACUACAUGCAGCAAGAUGCCCAUGAGUUCCUCAACUACCUGCUCAACACCAUCGCUGACCUGCUCCAGGAGGAGAAGAGCCAGGAGCGGCAGCAGAACGGCAAGGUGGUACAGAAUGGAGGAGGAGGAGGAGGAGGAAGUGGAAGUGGGAGCGGGAGCAACACAGGAGAGGCAGAAUCAGCCGAGAAGAACCAGCAGACGUGGGUGCACGAGAUUUUCCAGGGCACACUGACCAAUGAGACACGCUGCCUCAACUGUGAAGCGGUAAGCAGUAAAGACGAGGACUUCCUGGAUCUCUCUGUGGAUGUGGAGCAGAACACAUCCAUCACGCACUGUCUCAGGGGCUUCAGUAACACUGAGACAUUAUGCAGUGAAUACAAGUACUACUGCGAGCAGUGUCGGAGUAAGCAGGAGGCACAGAAAAGGAUGCGUGUGAAGAAAUUACCCAUGAUCCUCGCCUUGCACCUAAAGCGCUUUAAGUAUAUGGACCAGCUGCAUCGCUACACCAAACUGUCCUACCGUGUGGUCUUCCCUCUGGAGCUGAGGCUCUUCAAUACCUCCGGUGAUGCCACCAACCCGGACCGUCUCUAUGACCUUGUGGCUGUGGUGGUGCACUGUGGGAGUGGUCCAAAUCGUGGUCAUUACAUCACUAUAGUGAAAAGUCAUGGCUUCUGGUUGCUGUUUGAUGACGAUAUUGUAGAGAAAAUAGAUGCCCAGGCGAUAGAAGAGUUCUACGGUCUGACGUCUGACAUUUCCAAAAACUCAGAGUCAGGCUACAUCCUCUUUUACCAGUUCAGAGACUGAGCCAGUGGCAGCGUGCGAAUGGGUCCACUUUGGCUUUGUGAAAGUCAGGCUGAGGCCGAAGGCGGGGCUUGGGCUACGUAUGCCCCCGCUUCAGACCCUCUCAGCCGAGCCCCGAGUCAUCCGUAUGAGCCUUUGCACUGGAGCAGCCAGCAAACAGAAGGCAGGAGCAGUUGAUUUCCAGAGUGAUGUGAGUGGCACAGUCAUCUCCAUACAGGCGUAAUGGAAGUUUGGAGGUUUUCAAUCAUUAGUCAUCCCACAGACACACACUCUCCAUCAGUCACAAAGGGGGGAAAAAAAACUCUGAUGGCAUAAAGAUGGGCACUAAGGUUAUGGUUUAUGUGAAACCAGUGAUAUGAGGAGGUUUGACGUUUUGGCAUUCAUUUUCUGCAGGACACUUUGCUUUACACUCUGUCAUGCAGGUGUGUAAUGUAAAAGCUGAUGUUAUUAUGGCGCAGAGCAGAUUACGAUAAAUAGAAUCACCUGUAAACAUCUCGAAAAGGUUGAAGACACUCUCAUUUACUAGACCGUCAUCUGCUGUGAAAACACGGCACGCUUUUUGCCCACUAGGUAUCCAGCUAUUUAUGAUCAUCUCUUGUAACUAGAGUAGGCUUCACGAUAUCAUGUUAUAUGUGGCAAUAAUAUGAUGCACCUCUCGGUGACAUGGCUUGGCUGGUUUAGAGUCAUGUUAUUUUAUUGUGUUUUUCUUUGGAAAGACGUAAGCAAUCAUUCACAGGAUGUUCUUUGGGAAAGAAGCCUGUGGGUUGCCAGCAUUGUGGAACAGAGAGGAUUGUGGGUACGGGCUCAGUGCCGGUACUGUGGUUUAGUAAUAAGGUUGGUUUGAGUUUAGCUUUUGGGAUUGAGCCAUUUACAUUGAGAUGAGCAAAUGCAGUGCUUUGAUUGUCAUGGAGUGCACACUUGGUGGAACACACACUACGACAGUGUGCACUUUGUAGAUUGUAAUAUUAUUUAAUAACGGCACAAUUGGAUACAAAGGCAUCACUUGAUGAUUAUUUAUCGCUAUUGCUGAAUAGUCCUGCGUUUGACGAUUCAUUUCAGCGAGAGAGUUUGUUUCACAAGGGAUCCAGACUUUGCUUUAAAAGACCUGGGUAAUUCAUGGCUUUAAAUGAUUAGCUAGAAUCUUGUACUCAUUAUCUCCAAGCCACUGUUUUCUCCUUCUCUUUGUACUCAGUAAAUAUUUAACUGGAUGUCUUGUGGAGAAAGGAAGUGAAGCAAAGCAUUGCAGGUCAUUUGUUAUGGUGUGGCCAGGAACAUGUUCCCAGAGCAGUCUAACCAAAUGUUAUUCUGAAAAGGCAAAAGAGAAGAGUUAUGGGUCGCCAGAACAGGCUAAAAUUCCCCACAACCAGCCAUGUCUGGAUUUCACAAAAGCAUUGAAGUGCAAAGAACAACAUAGUCAUGUGACAGUAUGAGCUGUUUGUAAUGCUCAUGUGCAGUUGCAGUAAUCCCAGUCUAAGGUCAUUGUAGCAUAGAUACAAUUGGUAAAUAUUGGUUGUUGUGGACUACUUUUUUUUUUUUUUUGUGUGCCUUUGCUAGUAAACAUGUCCAGUCGCUGACAUGAAGGGGGUGUUGGAGGUGAGUGCUGUCCCAUUCUGCUGGUUCCCAGUUGAUUAAUAGGCUCCAUGAGCCAACUUGUGGCUUAUAAACGCGUCUGCAGGAACAUGCACAUACCAGACAUUUUAGAGUCGUUAUCUGACUGAGAAAGGCACAAAUGCCCUCAUAACCUUGCAGCUUAAUAGUACGUUUUAAUUUACUUCCCCAGUCCUUUGUUUGUUCAUCUAGACCUCUUCGUCUGCACAUUAAUAUGAACUCUGUGUGUGUUUUCACUGAGAUAGGGGCUCCAGGAGAAUUUCAAUGAACACACUUAGUUUCUCAUUGCUUCUCGUUUCACUUUUUCCUUUUGGACGAUUUAUCUGUGAGGGUUUUAAACUGACUGUGCUGCUGACUGAAUUCCACAAAUCAUGUAGAAAUAUGUAUUACAGCUGUUAUAAAGCUUGUAUAAAUGUUAUAAAUGGCUGGUAAGAACAGGAAUUUUGCGAAUGAUGAUGCCACACUUUAAAGGAAUAUCCCAGUGUUUUUGUUUGUUUUAUUUUUUAACCCAGUGCUAUUGCCACGGACAAGAACUCCGACAUGUUUCUCUAGUGAAAAAUAAAAGUCAAAAUAUGUUUGUUUAAUGAAACUCGUUUCUAUUGGGAGUCUAAGGGCAAUUCUUCCGGAA
Molecule: messenger RNA, 3771 nt
Organism: Ictalurus furcatus (blue catfish)
Lineage: Eukaryota; Metazoa; Chordata; Actinopteri; Siluriformes; Ictaluridae
Gene: usp12b
Product: ubiquitin specific peptidase 12b
Exons: 9
Coding region: 192-1538 (448 amino acids)
Biological process (GO): protein deubiquitination
Cellular component (GO): cytosol; nucleus
Molecular function (GO): cysteine-type endopeptidase activity; cysteine-type deubiquitinase activity
Source: RefSeq, a predicted model, not a curated record